AUGUUCCGCAACAUUCGUAAAUUCCAUUCUUCAAAGAUUCUUUAUAAUAUAUCAGAUGUUCAAUUAACACUGUUUUCUAAACAACAAUGUGGUCUUUGUGAUACUGCUAAAUCAGUUAUGGAUCAGGUGCUUCAAAAACCUGAUUUUAAGGAUUGCAAGUACAAGGUUGUUGACAUAAUGGACCCAGAGAACAAACAAUGGUUUGAUAAGUACUGUUUUGACGUUCCUGUUUUGCACGCCCACAAUAUUGACAACGCCUCGGAAGGAAAAGUUGAAAAGCUAUUCCAUAGGUUCGACGAGAAGAAGGUACAAGACCUAGUAGUAAAAAUUAAAUAG
This is a messenger RNA of Kluyveromyces lactis, 336 nucleotides long. It is a transcript of the gene MGP12, whose product is annotated as Mgp12p. The record is from RefSeq and is a predicted model, not a curated record. The transcript has a single exon. Lineage: Eukaryota; Fungi; Ascomycota; Saccharomycetes; Saccharomycetales; Saccharomycetaceae. The coding region runs from base 1 to 336 and encodes 111 amino acids.